This is a messenger RNA of Cornus florida, 1378 nucleotides long. Its product is annotated as F-box protein PP2-B11-like. NCBI's taxonomy places the organism in Eukaryota, Viridiplantae, Streptophyta, Magnoliopsida, Cornales, Cornaceae. Bases 158 to 1108 code for a protein of 316 amino acids. Gene Ontology annotation, molecular function: protein binding. The record is from RefSeq and is a predicted model, not a curated record. The transcript is spliced from 3 exons.
GUUACAUUACAUCAUCCUAAGACUCUUCCGUUAUAGUUUAUAACUUCAAUUAUUUGUUAAAUUCCUUUUCAAACUUGUCCUUACCCACCACAGCAUUUUUUUAUUAGUUCUGGAGAAGAAUAUAUACUUUUGUAUCCUAUAGACUCUAUACAUGUAGAUGCAUGCAUAUCAGAUUGUGGGGAGAGAAAAGAUGGCAACAGAGACCAGCAGAAAUCCAUGUCCGGUGACCGAUAUCAACGGAUUGCCGGAGAAUUGCAUAGCAAACGUGUUGUCGCUCACGAAUCCUCCAGAAACUUGCCGGCUUUCUUUGGUAGCAUCCACUUUCCGGUCGGCUGCGGACUCUGACUCAGUUUGGGAGACAUUUCUGCCGUCAGAUUAUCAGGACCUGAUAGGCCGAGCGUCCGAUUCUUCUCGGCCGGUUUUCGCAUCCAAGAAAGAGCUUUAUCUCCGCCUCUCCAAUCAUCCCCUCAUCAUCGAUGGUGGGACUAAGAGUUUUUCGUUGGAGAAGUGGAGUGGGAAGAAAUGCUUCAUGUUAGCUGCAAGAUACCUCACAAUUGUUUGGGGUGAUACACCGCGUUAUUGGAAAUGGACUUCUCUACCAGAGUCCAGAUUCACAGAGGUGGCAGAGCUUGUCGAUGUGUGUUGGCUUGAAAUUCGUGGGAAGAUACAUACUCAGAUGCUAUCCCCAGCCACAACCUAUGCAGCUUACCUCGUGUUCAAGUGGGCGACAACAGUAUAUGGAUUUGGACACCGAUCAGCCGAGGGUUGGGUAAGAAUCAGUGGGAGUGAGGGAGAAUCACGGAGUUUAUAUCUAGAUCCUGAUGGAUGGCAGUGGCCUCGAACCCAGAUUGUACCAAGGCGAAUGGGGUUUUUUAACCGCAGACCUGCUAACAUGGUGAGACCACUAGCUGCCAUGCUGAGACAAAGCAAUGAUCAAUGUCCCAAGGAGAGAGGAGAUGGGUGGUUCGAGAUGGAAUUGGGUGAGCAUCUUAACAAGAGCGGAGAAGAUGGGGAACUAGAAAUAUGUUUGCAAGAAGUGAAAGGCGGUAACUGGAAAAGUGGCCUCAUUCUUCAAGGAAUCGAGCUCAGGCCGAAGAAUAGUAAAUAAAUGAAAUAAAGAAUGUAUGAGCUAUAUAUAUAUAUAUAUUUUUUUGGUUUUCAUAAUUGGUACUCACACGCAUACCUCCGUGGAGGCUUGAACCCUUGAUCUCCCUUUGAGAAGUAAGAGUCUGAUACCGUUAGGUCACUGGCUCGGCCACUGACUCGUUGGUGUUUGAGCUAUGUUUGAGAUCUGUACGUGAAAAAACUUCUUUUCCAUUGUAAAAAAAAUAAAAUAAAAUAAUUCGAUCUCAAGUUAUGUCUCCUUUGCCUAAUGCAA